Messenger RNA from Spea bombifrons (plains spadefoot toad), 3302 nucleotides. It is a transcript of the gene KCND3, whose product is annotated as potassium voltage-gated channel subfamily D member 3. The record is from RefSeq and is a predicted model, not a curated record. NCBI's taxonomy places the organism in Eukaryota, Metazoa, Chordata, Amphibia, Anura, Pelobatidae. Gene Ontology annotation, molecular function: A-type (transient outward) potassium channel activity; protein binding. Gene Ontology annotation, biological process: protein homooligomerization; potassium ion export across plasma membrane. Gene Ontology annotation, cellular component: neuronal cell body; membrane; voltage-gated potassium channel complex. The coding region runs from base 481 to 2445 and encodes 654 amino acids. The transcript has 8 exons.
UUACAGAAAGCCUGACUGGGGCUGAACGAGAGAAGGAGAGAGAGACACAGAAGCAGACUCCGAGCUGAAACCAGCCCCACAACAUCUCGCAAGCUGGGUACCAUUUUCGACACACACGGGGAAUAUAUGUACAUAUAUUUUACGGAUCUGAUCAGGUCAACGUCACAAGUAAUGUGAACACCCUGGACACCAGAACGCUGAAUUCCUGGGAGGUGUGGUACCUCUGAAUUCUACUUUUUUCUUUACAGAAUUCUUCCUCCCUCGUUACUUCUCAUUGAUUUUUUUUUUUCGAUUUGAAAGAGAAGCGGAGUAUAAGUAUCUUUGCUCUUAUUUUUGAUAUCCUACUAUCCCCUGCCUUUUUUUAUUUAUUACAGGAAGCUUUAGUGCAAGUGAUGCCUUCCACUACGCUUAAGAUGGUUUUUCUCUGAAGACAAACUGAUCUUGAAGGUUCACGAGUGGCCUACUGGACCUGGCGUCCUCAUGGCCUCUGGGGUCGCAGCAUGGCUACCCUUUGCAAGGGCAGCCGCUAUUGGCUGGAUGCCAGUGGCCAACUGUCCUAUGCCACUGGCGCCAGCAGACAAGAACAAAAGGCAGGAUGAACUAAUAAUUCUCAAUGUUAGUGGGCGUCGAUUCCAGACAUGGAGAACUACCUUGGAGAGGUACCCAGACACCCUUCUUGGAAGCACAGAGAAGGACUUCUUUUUUAACGAGGAGACCAAGGAAUACUUUUUUGACCGUGAUCCAGAAGUGUUCAGAAGCAUCCUAAACUUUUACAGAACUGGCAAGCUGCACUACCCUAGAUAUGAAUGCAUUUCUGCCUAUGAUGAAGAGCUGUCUUUCUAUGGGAUUUUGCCUGAAAUCAUAGGGGACUGUUGCUACGAAGAAUACAAAGAUAGAAAACGAGAAAAUGCAGAGAGGCUAAUGGAUGAUAAUGAAUUUGAGCACAGUCAAGAAGCCAUGCCCUCUCUUAAUUUGCGUGAGACAAUGUGGCGAGCCUUUGAAAAUCCCCAUACCAGCACUUUAGCCUUAGUCUUCUACUAUGUAACUGGCUUCUUUAUUGCUGUGUCGGUGAUCACAAAUGUUGUUGAGACUGUUCCAUGUGGACUCGUGCCAGGUAACAAGGAACUGCCCUGUGGAGAGCGGUACGAUGUAGCCUUCUUUUGCCUGGACACUGCCUGUGUCAUGAUAUUUACAGUAGAGUAUCUCUUGAGACUCUUUGCAGCCCCCAGUCGGUACAGGUUCAUGAGAAGCGUCAUGAGUAUCAUUGAUGUCGUAGCCAUCAUGCCAUACUACAUUGGCUUGGUAAUGACCAACAACGAGGAUGUGAGCGGCGCUUUUGUCACUCUGCGGGUUUUCCGAGUGUUCAGGAUUUUCAAGUUCUCACGCCACUCCCAGGGUUUACGGAUUCUUGGAUACACCCUGAAGAGCUGUGCCUCUGAACUGGGAUUCCUCCUCUUCUCCCUGACCAUGGCAAUCAUCAUCUUUGCCACUGUGAUGUUUUACGCAGAAAAAGGGUCAUCUUCCAGCAAGUUCACAAGUAUCCCGGCUUCCUUUUGGUACACCAUUGUUACUAUGACAACUCUUGGAUAUGGUGACAUGGUACCCAAGACCAUUGCAGGAAAAAUCUUUGGCUCCAUCUGCUCCCUGAGCGGGGUACUUGUGAUCGCACUGCCAGUACCUGUUAUUGUGUCGAAUUUCAGCAGAAUCUACCACCAGAACCAGCGGGCAGACAAAAGGCGAGCACAGAAGAAAGCCCGGCUUGCAAGAAUCAAGGUAGCCAAAACAGGGAGCUCCUCAGCCUAUUUGCACAGCAAACGUAAUGGACUGCUUAAUGAAGCCCUAGAACUAACGGGCUCCACAGAGGAAGAGACAAACACUGGAAAAUCAGGCUCCUUGAUAGAAAGCCAACACCACCACCUGCUGCACUGCCUGGAAAAAACAACUGGAUUGUCCUAUCUUGUGGAUGAUCCCCUGUUAUCUGUACGAACUACCACCAUCAAGAACCAUGAGUUUAUGGAUGACCAGUUGUUUGAGCAGAACUGCAGGGAGAGCUCCAUGCAAAAUUACCCAUCAAGCCGAAGCCCGUCUUUGUCAAGUCAUCACGGGCUCAGUACAUCCUGCUGCUCUCGACGCAACAAAAAAACCACCCACCUCCCCAACUCCAGUGUGCCAGCCACGAGGCUCCGAAGCAUGCAGGAGCUUAGCACCAUCCACAUCCAGUGCAGUGAUCAACCAUCUCUAACUACCAGUCGUUCCAGCCUAAACCUGAAGUCAGAUGAUGGCUUAAGAUCAAAUUGCAAAGCUCCGCAGAUAACAACUGCAAUUAUUAGCAUCCCUACUUCUCCAGCUUUGACCCGAGAAGGGGAGAACAAACCCGCCAGCCCUCCUGGACAUGCCAGAAACAUGCACAGUACAAGCAACAUUGUGAAAGUGUCUGCGUUGUAAGAUGACUUUGCAUCAGAACCAAGGCUACCAUACCGCAACCUUUUUUUGCUGCAGUAUUGUGGAAUUAGCAGCAGAGAAGUGACCGGCUUCUGCUAUACUUGCCAUUUACCAUCAAGAAGUGAUGUUGAAUGAGCUUAUGUGUGAAAAAAAGGGGGAUAUGUACAUACAUCCCUGUAUUCUUACAUAUAGAAGUAUGUAUGUUUUUUUUUCUUUUUUCUUUUUUUUUUGAUAGCUGGCUGUUAGGACAUUUUCCAUGGCAAGAAGAGAAGUUAACACAAAAAUCAAACUGACAACACUGUGUCUAAACACCUUUUUUUAAGGUUUUCAGUGGAUAAUAUUUAUUCAUGAAGAAAUGACUAAAAAAAAAAAAUAAAAAAAUAUAUAUAUAUAAAAAUACAAGGGAGUAGCGAAAAAUUAUAUUGUAGGUUCUGGGGGAAAUGAGUGGGGGGGCAGCAGGUGAAAAUAAAUGGAUUUUCCUCCUUGGAAGAGAAUCUGCCAGCAACAAAAAUGACACAAGAUUUGUGUUCCAGUUCCUCGAAAAAAAAAAAAUAUAUAUAUAUGGACAAUGGGGACUGGGUAGGGGUUUGAGACCCCGUGAAAAGAAAUUCUAUUUUCUUUUGUUUUCCGUAAGCGAGAGGACAUUGAACUGUUCAGGGAACAGAAUAGCUCCUAGCACAUUAUGGGUCCGGCACAUUAUUAUAGAGGCGAGCACAUACACACAUUUUUCCCUUUGCUGGUGUUCUUAAUUAUUAAAACAAUUUGUAUUAGCCUUAUAAGUCAAAAACAGUGCAUACUGUGAUGUUGUCAGGUAUUUUGUCUGUCGGGGGGAAAAAAAAUAGAAAAUGCAAAAAAAAAUA